Molecule: messenger RNA, 1103 nt
Organism: Peromyscus eremicus (cactus mouse)
Lineage: Eukaryota; Metazoa; Chordata; Mammalia; Rodentia; Cricetidae
Gene: Dnajb7
Product: DnaJ heat shock protein family (Hsp40) member B7
Exons: 1
Coding region: 167-1099 (310 amino acids)
Biological process (GO): positive regulation of proteasomal ubiquitin-dependent protein catabolic process; protein refolding
Cellular component (GO): endoplasmic reticulum membrane; cytosol
Molecular function (GO): Hsp70 protein binding; ATPase activator activity
Source: RefSeq, a predicted model, not a curated record
CACAUAAUCAGAUGUCAGCAGUGACCAACAGCACUAGCACUACCUUCAAUGUAAAAAUGUGCCUGUUUGCAGUCACUUCUACCACCAGCAGCAGCAGCGGAGCCUGAGCUGCAAGGAAAACAGUGCUCACAAUCAAAGGUGUUUGUUUCCAAUACUCUGUCAAACCAUGGUGGACUACUAUGAAGUUCUAGGGGUGCAGAGAUACGCUUCACCAGAGGACAUAAAAAGAGCUUACCGAAAAGUGGCACUUAAAUGGCAUCCUGAUAAAAAUCCAGAGAAUAAAGAGGAAGCAGAGCGAAAAUUCAAAGAAGUCGCCGAGGCAUAUGAAGUAUUAUCAAAUAGUGAAAAACGGAACGUUUAUGAUAAAUAUGGCAAGGAGGGAUUAAACGGCGGAGGUGGAAGUCAUCUUGAUGACGAAUGUGAGUAUGGUUUCACAUUCCGUAAGGCAGAUGAUGUCUUUAAAGAAAUUUUUGGUGAAAGGGACCCAUUUUCAUUUCACUUCUUUGAAGACUCACUGGAGGACCUUUUGAGCAGUUCAAGAAGCUCCAACAGAAGCAGCAGCAGCAGAGGCACAGGAUCCCUUUUCUCCCAUUCCUGUGACCACCCAGUGUUUACCGGGCUUUCUCCGUACGACACAGGCUAUAUGUCUUACGUUUCACUGGGGCAUGAGGGCCUUACUUCAUUCUCUUCCCUGGCAUUUGACGAUACCGAGAUGGGCAAUUAUAUACCUAUUACCCCUUCAGGCAAAACUGUUAAUGGAAGAAGAAUCAACUCAAAGAAAAUUUUUGAGUACCAUCAAGAUAUAGAAGCUGAAGAUGAUGAGUUGAAAUCCUUUCUUGUCAACAGUGAGGCAGAAGAAGAGGGCUUUGCAGAAAAAUGGAACUGGAGAAGACAGUCAUUGAACAAUUAUUUACCAAAUUCCCACAGCCCCCCAAAUAUAUCUCCAUAUACUCUCGUGGACAACAAUGAACAAGGUACACCUUGGGUCACCAGCAAGAAGGAUCCUUCCAUUUUCUCAGCAGGAUUCAAAGAAGGUGGUAGGAGGAAAAAAAAGCACAAAGAGGGGCAGAAGAAGAGGUCAAAUAAAAGGAAUCGCUAAUUCA